UUUCACCGACGUGCAAGGUGAACGAGGCAUACUCUCCUCUGCAAUAUUCAUCUGUGUCAGUGUGAGAGGAAAAAAAAGAAUUUAUCAUUCAUCAAAACGAGGACAAAGAUAAAGUCAGUGGAAUUUGCAGCGUUGACUCAAGUCAGUGGAAUUUUUUUUGAAAUAUCAACCAAAAGGCGCAAGCGCUACGUCGUCCUAACUUGCGUCAGGGGGGUGCGGUUGUUACCAUGGAUCCCAGUGUACUCGCCACCAUGGACAAAGACGCACUGAAGAAGCAGAUUGAGAACAUGAAGUACCAAGCGACCAUGGAACGGUGGCCAUUAUCAAAGAGCAUAGCGGCGAUGCGAGAGUACGUCGAGGAGAACGAGAAGAAUGAUCCGCUGAUUCAUGCACCUGACAAGAAGAACAAUCCCUGGGCUGAGAAAGGAAAGUGCAUAAUCAUGUAAAAGACGAGUAGCUAAUGCGUAAAACAAUAUCAAUGAAUAUAAUGUGAAGUUGAGGUACAGGAUGAGAAAAGAAAAAAAAAACCACCAAAUCACAAUGAGAGAAUCGACCAUGCGUGUUUUAUAAGAUAAUUAUUCUUAUGAGUAGUUGAAGAAUGUAGAGUGGAUUGGGCAAAUGAUUCAGAGCGUGGAGUGAAUCGAGGAUAGGGAAUAGCUUCGAGGAGCCAAAUUCACACAGUGAUCAAUGGAGAGGUCUCCGUUGUGCUGAUUUGUCAAAGAAUAAUGGAAAAUUCGUUUGGAAUUUUAAAACUCAAUUCUCCCAUGAUCAGCACUGAAAAUAUUGCAUUCAAAGUGAAUUGGCACUGUGUGAUUUACGGAACUCCGUCAGGCGGAACGAGGAAUUUGUGGGAAUGAAUGAAAGGAAUUAUUCAUAAAAUUAUAACACAUUUUAGCCACUUUCAUCACGUCGCCAAUUACUUACCAUCACAACAGCGAUUGAUCCUGUCGAUUAUUAAAGACUUAAUUGAAAUUGAAUAAAAUGUCAUUCAGUAAAUCUAACGCUCGUGGUAUGACACGAGUAAAUCGAAAUAUUCUUACUACUCGUAAUUGUUAAGACAACAAUCAUCUCAUUGGAUUGAAUUUAAUGAAUUUUAGCUGAGAUAAUCGAUAAACCAGAAACAACUGUAUUCAUCAUUUGCACUAUCAUGAGUAUCUACUCAGUAAUUAACUAAUUAUUAAUUGUAAAAGAUGAAGUUUAACCAACAAACGACUUAGGCAAGAAGUUAAUAAAUAACACAUAUUAUAUAUAUUCAUAUACGUUAUUAUUAAUGAUAACAAUGCGACUUGAUAAUAAUAUAAUGGCGUGAUUUCUUACGAAAAAAUAAACCAUUUUGUCAUGUGUUAGUUCGGACAGGGAGAAUAUGAUUAACAGUCGAAAUUGUCUAUUGACCUCAAACUGAUGGAACGAUUGAAUAGGUGUAUUGCUCGUUAACACAAUCACUCAUCCAUUCACACCGAAUAUUAGCGUGAAACUGAUGCGUACGAUGAAUCAAUACGUUUGGGUUAUUGCUCCUUACUGCCGUUGUGACGAGAAUUAAUGAAAUAAAUAAAUAAACAAAAUCGUGAGACAGUGAAACUGUGGUACAUGAUAAUUUCAAUGAUUUUGUCCAAUGUCUGUCGCUCAAUGCAAUCAGCAAGUGACAAGAGUUCGAGUCACGAUGACAAUGCUUUCCACUGAUGGGAAAAUUGAUUCAAUCAACGAAUUGACGAUUGUCUCUGUAUCUUGAUGAACUGAUGAAUCAAAUUUAAUUGCUCCACUCGCUGGUGUUUUGUCGUGCUUGACGAUGUUUGGUAAAUCGAUUGAACAGCGAAUACAUUUGUUUUGAGAUAUCGCAACAUCAAUUGUUCCGGAAAUGUUUCGUAUUUGUCAAAACCGCUCGCCAGGGUUGAAAUACAGGGGUGAAAACAUGAUUUUGAGACCAAAGUUUAAGUAAAAUAAUUUUUCUUUCCAA
This is a messenger RNA of Diachasmimorpha longicaudata, 1954 nucleotides long. RefSeq names its product G protein gamma subunit 30A (gene Ggamma30A). The transcript is spliced from 3 exons. Lineage: Eukaryota; Metazoa; Arthropoda; Insecta; Hymenoptera; Braconidae. Bases 228 to 446 code for a protein of 72 amino acids. Gene Ontology annotation, molecular function: G-protein beta-subunit binding. The record is from RefSeq and is a predicted model, not a curated record. Gene Ontology annotation, biological process: sensory perception of taste; phospholipase C-activating G protein-coupled receptor signaling pathway. Gene Ontology annotation, cellular component: heterotrimeric G-protein complex.